Molecule: messenger RNA, 1808 nt
Organism: Xiphias gladius (swordfish)
Lineage: Eukaryota; Metazoa; Chordata; Actinopteri; Istiophoriformes; Xiphiidae
Gene: arl3b
Product: ADP ribosylation factor like GTPase 3b
Exons: 7
Coding region: 139-687 (182 amino acids)
Biological process (GO): cilium assembly
Cellular component (GO): cytoplasm; microtubule cytoskeleton
Molecular function (GO): GTPase activity; GTP binding
Source: RefSeq, a predicted model, not a curated record
CCCUGCCGGCGAACACCGAGACUCAUUCCGGUUUUCUUCACGGACUAAAUUUAAAAAGCACGCACACACAAAUGGGACACGAUUAACACGUUGGCUCGAGUAACCCUCGGCGGCGUCUCCAGGAGAGAAGGCAACAAGAUGGGAUUGCUGUCCAUCCUGCGUAAGCUAAAGAGCACACCAGACCAGGAGGUUAGGAUACUGCUACUGGGUCUGGACAACGGUGGGAAGACCACCCUGCUCAAACAGCUGGCAUCCGAGGACAUCAGCCACAUCACCCCGACACAGGGAUUCAACAUUAAGAGCGUCCAGUCUCAGGGUUUUAAACUAAAUGUCUGGGACAUCGGAGGCCAGAGGAAGAUAAGGCCGUACUGGAGAAACUACUUUGAGAACACUGAUGUGCUGAUUUAUGUCAUCGACAGUGCUGACAGAAAGAGGUUUGAGGAAACAGGUCAGGAGCUGGCUGAGUUGUUGGAUGAAGAGAAGUUGAGCGGCGUUCCUGUUCUGAUCUUUGCAAACAAACAGGACCUGCUCACAGCCGCCCCGGCCUCCGAGAUCGCCGAGGGCCUCAAUCUGCAUACCAUCCGGGAUCGCAUGUGGCAGAUCCAGUCUUGCUCCGCCCUCACUGGUGAGGGGAUUCAGGAGGGCAUGAAUUGGGUGUGUAAGAGCGUCAACUCCAAGAAAAAAUAGCUUUGCUUCUAGUCUUCUACUACUCAGGAGGAGCAGCAGCAGCAGCAGCAGCAGCAGCAGCAGCAGCACACACACACACACACACACACUCUGACACACACUCCACCCUCCUGAGCCUUAGUACGAUGGGAUAUACCUGUGAAUGUAAACACACUACUAAUCCAACAUGGACCUGGAGUUUUUAACCCCCCUGCGUUCCUGUAUCGUUGAUGUUUACUAAUCUCUACACAUCUUCCUACAUUGGCCUGUACAAAGAGGAGGAGGGGGAAGGGGGGGGCUUACCUUCAAAGGGAACCCGUGCCAGGAAAUCAACCCCCUCAGCUCAUCCACAGUCCACCUACGUCACCAUCAGUGUCCCAACCAAUCCUAGCCACCAUCCACAGCCCGUCACAACCUCAAACAUUCCCAUUAAACUGAUGUCUUUCAUUGAAAUUCCAGCUUGUGCCCCAAACUCUUACACGUGUCCUGGAAACCACCACUCACACCCCCCCCAUGAUAUUUUUCUCCAUCUCCUUCCUAUAGCAGGUUGACAUGUGUUGUUGUUGUUUUCUCUCUCUUUUUUUUUUUUUAAUCUUACCAUUCCACGAUGGCUGUAAGCGCUCUUCCUGCUAUGGCUCCGUUUGAAGUGAGGUAUAUUUUUGUAAUUGUUUUAUUUAUGGUGAAGUAGAGUUUAGAGUGCUUUUAAAACAACAUCUGGUUUGGUGUGUGUGAUUUCAAGGAUGUUGGAGAAACGGUCCAACUCUCCCCACUAAAGAAUAAUACUGUACAUGUUAAUAUGUAUAAAAAAAAAUUAAAAAAAAUCUGAAAUUAAAUGUUUAAGAGGAACUAACUACAUUUUUUGGAUCAACUGUAAAUAGCUUGGCCCUGUGUUCAUAUGUUAUGCUAUGCAUGUGUUAUAGAGUAUAUUUUACCCAGUUGUACUUUGUAGUCUAUAAUGUUUGCAUAUCUAAUAUAUCCUGGCAGUUUUUUAAGAGAGGAAUACUGUAUGUACUGUAUGUCCCAAUUCAUUUCUGUGUGUUCAUUUUGGCUAGUGAGGGAAGUCACUCUUUAGGCAUUUCUUUUUCAUAUUCUUGAAUGUAUUCUUUCCAGAGCUGAAGGUACUGUAUGUGAAUAAAAAGAUA